Messenger RNA from Drosophila erecta, 562 nucleotides. Its product is annotated as glycine-rich protein 5. NCBI's taxonomy places the organism in Eukaryota, Metazoa, Arthropoda, Insecta, Diptera, Drosophilidae. The record is from RefSeq and is a predicted model, not a curated record. Bases 60 to 500 code for a protein of 146 amino acids. The transcript has a single exon.
UUAAAAGCCAGUUGACUUUAGUUAAGAUAACUCACAUCGUUAUUGGACACGCAGCCGAGAUGAGGUGCGAUCUUCGAGUGCAUUUUUUGCUACUGCUGGGAAUAGGCGCUUGGCGGAGUGAAGCCCACUCCCUGGGUGGAGCUGGAAUCGGUGCGGUCGGAGGAGUGGCAGCCAUCGGCGGAGUGGGUGGCAUCGGAGGCGUCCAGCAGGUUCCCGUUGUGCAACAAGUGCCCGUUGUCCAACAGGUUCCCGUCGUGCAACAGGUGCCCCUCAUCCAACAGCAGCCUCAAGCACUUGGUCUCGCCGGAGGAGCUGGAUUCAUUGGUGGCGGCAUCGGUGGAGGUGCUGGUUUUGGGCGCUACAAGGAAAGCUAUCGUGUGAGGGCGAGGGGAUUCGGCGGUGGAUACCGCGCCCGGUACGACAAGAAAUUUGGAGGAGGAUUCGCUGGAUUCGGUGCUGCUGGAGGAGCGGGCCUAGCAGGCGGCGGUCUGCUGGGAUAAAUAUUAGCCUGUUAUCUAGUUUAAUAAACAAUUAUAUUAAAUUGUAACAAUACCAUUUCAAA